AGUUCUACCCGGUUAAUAAUUGAGUCGUGGACGUUUAGUGAUCCCAUCUGACAGGCCAUCAACUUAAGUAUUUUGGUAUAGCUUUUUUAAAUUGGUAUACACUAAAUAAUAUAAAUAUAUAUAUAUAUUAAUUUGAGUAACAUUUUUCAUUGGAAAUAGUCUUAUUGAAAUCAUUUUACAAGAUACAACUUUAACAAGAUGUCUGAAGAAGAUGUUUCUCUCGAAAACCUCUCCAUAGGUGAGUUAUACACUUCUGAAAAACUUGGCAGCGAUGAGAUAGGUGAUGGUAGCGAAACAAAACCUUUUAAAUCCAUAUUGCGUGCAAUGAAACAUGCUGGAAAAGAACCAUUUCCUGCAAUUUUUGUAGAUUCUAAAAAUGAAGGACAAAUUUAUGAGGUUGCUCCUAAAACACAACUAAAAAAAAAUCAAAAAUUGUGGGUAAGAGAUAAUCAUAAAAAUGCUGAAAAAGCAAAAAAAGAAGAAGAAGAUACAGCUAAACGUAAUAAAAAUUUAGAAGAUGCCAAAAAAAUUACUAUAAAUGAAGAUUUAACGUUAUCACCUGCUAAAUUAAUUAAAAUUAGAAAUGCUAAAGAAUAUCGUAAUUCUAGAGUAAAAGUAUAUGGAUGGGUCCAUAGAUUAAGGCGACAAGGAAAAUCAUUGAUGUUUAUAACACUUCGUGAUGGAACUGGAUUUUUACAGACAGUGCUUAAUGAUAAAUUAUGUCAAACAUACAAUGCAUUAAUGUUAUCUACAGAAUCCUCUGUAUUACUUUAUGGAAUUUUAAAAGAAGUACCUGAAGGAAAAUCUGCUCCAGGGGGGCAUGAACUUCAAGUUGAUUUUUGGGAAUUAGUAACAUUAGCUCCUCCAGGAGGUGCUGAUUCUAUUUUAAAUGAAGAUGCUCAUCCAGAUGUCUUGUUAGAUAAUAGACAUAUUGCCAUUCGUGGAGAAAAUACUUCCAAAAUUUUAUUGAUGAGGUCUAUUGUUACUCAAGCAUUCCGUAUGCAUCAUUUAGACAAUGGUUAUGUAGAAGUGGUUCCACCAACUCUAGUGCAGACUCAAGUAGAAGGAGGUUCUACAUUGUUUAAACUCGAUUAUUUUGGGCAAGAAGCAUAUUUAACUCAAAGUUCCCAACUUUAUCUAGAAACAUGCUUACCAGCACUUGGUGAUGUGUUUUGUAUGGCUCAAAGUUAUCGAGCAGAACAAAGUAGAACUAGAAGACAUUUAUCAGAAUAUACACAUGUUGAAGCUGAAUGUCCAUUCAUAUCUUUUAAUGAUUUAUUGGAUAGAAUAGAAGAUAUGAUUUGUGAUGUAGUAAAACGUGUCUUAGAAUCCCCUCAUGCAGAAAUUGUUAAACAAUUGAAUCCAAAUUUUGUUGUUCCACAAAAGCCUUUUAAAAGAAUGAACUACGGAGAAGCAAUAGAAUUUCUACGCCAAAACAAUAUAAAAAAAGAAGAUGAUACAUUUUUUGAGUUUGGUGAAGACAUCCCAGAAAUGGCUGAAAGAAAAAUGACAGACAUGAUAAAUCAACCAAUAAUGUUGUGUAGGUUUCCUGCAGAAAUUAAAUCAUUUUAUAUGUCACGCUGUCCUGAAGAUAACCAACUUACCGAAUCUGUUGAUGUAUUGUUACCAAAUGUUGGUGAAAUUGUUGGUGGAUCGAUGCGUAUUUGGGAUCAAGAAGAAUUGCUGGCCGGAUAUAAAAAAACAGGAAUUGACCCAAAACCAUACUACUGGUAUACAGAUCAGAGAAAAUUUGGAUCAUGCCCUCAUGGCGGAUAUGGUCUGGGAUUAGAAAGAUUUAUGUGUUGGUUAUUAAACAGAUAUCAUAUUCGAGAAGUAUGUCUAUAUCCUAGAUUCUUGGAUAGAUGCACACCUUAAGUUUAUGGUUUAUUGUUUGGAAUUGAAUAAUGAAUGAUAUACAUGGAUGUAUAAUUUCAAUAUAUUUUACUGUAUAAUUGAGCAUUUUGUUAAAUUGAAAUUAAUGAUUUUUAAAUAAACAAUAUAAUAAAUUGAUUAAAAACAUUAAA
Messenger RNA from Daktulosphaira vitifoliae (grape phylloxera), 2024 nucleotides. It is a transcript of the gene AsnRS, whose product is annotated as asparagine--tRNA ligase, cytoplasmic. The coding region runs from base 199 to 1875 and encodes 558 amino acids. Lineage: Eukaryota; Metazoa; Arthropoda; Insecta; Hemiptera; Phylloxeridae. Gene Ontology annotation, biological process: asparaginyl-tRNA aminoacylation. Gene Ontology annotation, molecular function: asparagine-tRNA ligase activity; nucleic acid binding; ATP binding. The transcript is spliced from 13 exons. The record is from RefSeq and is a predicted model, not a curated record. Gene Ontology annotation, cellular component: cytoplasm.